This is a messenger RNA of Didymodactylos carnosus, 4005 nucleotides long. Lineage: Eukaryota; Metazoa; Rotifera; Eurotatoria; Philodinida; Philodinidae. The record is from the annotation of a GenBank genome assembly.
AUGAAUGGACAUCGCCUGAUUCUCUUUUAUGUUUCCAUCAGCGAAAGUUAUUUUUUACUUCCAGGAUGGCAGCCGCGCUAUUUUAUUCUUAAUGAAACUGGUAUAUUAUCAUAUUAUAAAUCGCGAGAAUUAAUUCAUGAAGGUUGUAAAGGCUCGUGUCGUGUAUCAGCUUGUGAAGUGAAAGCUCAUCCACAUGAUCCAUUAAGAAUUGAUAUUGCUAUUCCUUGUGAACAACUGUUUUGUUUACGUGCUAAAAGUCAACCAGAUAGACAAAAAUGGUUAGUGGCACUUGGUAGUUGUAAAGCAAUUGGAAAUAAGUCAACAAAUAAUACUAAUACAUCAACAGCAUUAGUAUCGUCAACAGCCACAUCGUUACAUUCAAUCUCCGUAUCUGAUCACGAAUUACAAUUAAAAAUUCAUGAAUUACGUUUAUAUAGUGAUUUAUUAAUGCAACGUGUACAUACAGUGAAAUCAGUAGCGAAUGAUACACCCGUCCCAGAUGUUAAAAAAUUAGACGAGUCAACGUCAAUGUUGAGUGCAACAUGUGAUGCAUUUAUUCAUACAUUAGACGAAUGUGUUAAACUAGCAACAGGUGGCUCCGGUGAAGGAUCAUUACUCUCACCAUCAUCGCCAACUUCAGGAACGUCAUGUUUUAAUUUACCUUCCUCUCCUUCUUUUAAUGUUUCUAAUGAUUCACAACGGCGAUCGACUGAUGACGGUAAUUCUUCUCUAACUACAACAACAGUCAUCAAGCCAAUAAAAAAUGAUGCAAUAAAACAAACUAUUCCAGCACCCAUUGUUUAUCGAUCAUUUUUUUCCGAACUUCGCUACAAAUUUUCUGAAUUAAGUUCUGGCCCAUUUACUGAUUUAAAAACUGAAUUAUUCCUACUUACAUGUGAAAGUUAUUUUACUCUGAUUGAUAAAUUCAAUAGUCCAACAUUUAUUCCUCUCAAAGCUGAUGUCAAUGGAAAUAUUAGUAAACUUCGACGAAAAAUGAGUACAGAUUCUGCCAAAUUUCAAACAUUAAAAUCAAUUAUAGAUGAUGAAAUUCAAGCACAAACAACAAAAGAAAGAAAUUCGGCAACAGAUGCACUUUUAUGGCUAAAAAGAGGUCUCCAUUUUUUAUGUUGUUUUCUACAUGAGUUUGGUUUGGGUGAUAAAAGUGUUGAAGAUGCCAUAAAUAAAGCUUACAGUCAGUCGUUGAAACGUUAUCAUGGCUGGAUUACACGAGGAAUAUUUUCGGUUGCUUUACGUUCCGUUCCAUAUACUGAAGAUUUUUUAAAAUCACUAGUAAUUGAUCAAGAAGAUUUAGCAGAAGUUUUAUUUGAACAACAAAUUCUUGAUGAAAUGACCGAUCAUAGUUGGCAUAUGGAUAAUGUAUUAAAAAAAAUUAAUGAUUAUUAUUUUCAAAGUGGAAAAUGUGGAAAUAUACAAUUAGAAAAAAUGAAAGUAUCCGAAAAAAUUCGAAAACAUAAUUCUCAUUUAAAAAAUCAAAAUACCUUAAACGAAACAUCCUCUUUUAAUGGCGUAAAUUUAAAACGUAAAGAGCGUCGACAAUUGCAACGAAAACUUGUUAAAGCAAGACGGGAUGCUCAUCGACGAAAAACUAAUUUGCCAACAUUAAAGGCAUUAUCAGAAGUCAAGCAUAAUCAUUUAAGUGAAUCAACAUCCAAAGAUGUUACUAUGAAAAAAUCGAAAAAAAAGAAGCGAAAGAAAAAAUCAAAAUCCAAUGAAACUCCAGCACAAAAAAUUCAUCGUCAGAAUUUAAUAGAAGAUAAUGAAAAAGAAGAUUUAGAAAUAAAAAAAUUAGAAAAAAAAUUAGGAAUAAAACAAACUCGAAAAAGUUAUCAAAAGGGUUUUGUGGAUGAUGGUCUAGAUUAUUUACUUGAUUUUUGUGAUUAUGACAUACGUAAAGAAAUAGUAAAAGGAGAAGGAUCUAAUAAUACAAAUGAAUGGUUAAUUUCUAAUGAAGAAGAAGGAGAACAAGAAAAACAGGAACAAGAACAAAGAAGAGAACGAGUUGAAAAAGCAAAUGUUCUUAAUAAUAAUGAAGUUGAAAAUAAGUCAACUAAGGAAACACGUGUCAAAUUUAAUGAUGAAAUAGAAAUGAAAACACUUGAUAGAGAUGAAGAAAAUCAAAGUGAAUCAGACAUGAUGGUUAAUGAAGAAACGGAUGACAGUGAUAAUCCUGACGAUGAUGAUGAUGAUGAUGAUGAUGAUGAUGAAAAUGAAUUAGUCAACGAAACGAAUAGUGAAACUGAAGCUGUACAAGAAGAUAUAUAUGGACGUACGAUUGAUUCUAAAGGAAAUGUUGUUAAACAACAAGGUAGCUCUAUACUUAAUGUUAAUUAUUCGUUCAUUUGUCAUUUUAUAUUUAUUUUAUCUAUUUUAGCUGGUAUCUAUAUUCCACCAUCUCUUCGUCAAGAUGUCACAAGUAUUACAUCAUCUGUUGAAUAUGAACGAUUAAAACGUCGUUUAAAAGGUCAACUCAAUCGUUUAAGUGAAAAAAAUUUACAAUCAAUAUUAAAUGAAAUUGAAACAUUAUAUCGUACAAAUAGUCGUGCAAAUAUGAAUACAUGUUUAUGUUCAUUAAUCAAUGACAGUUUAAUAUCUCAGCAAUCAUUGACACCAGAAAAUAUGAUUGCUGAACACGCUUUAUUAAUGUCAAUAUUACAUACAAAUAUUGGAUUAGAAAUUGGUUCGUAUUUUAUCGAAUAUUUUCUAAUAAAAUUUGAUCAAUUGAUUAAUGACAAACAAACAGCAACAAUUGAUAAUAAACAAAUUGAUAAUAUUCUAUUAUUUAUACUUUACCUAUAUAGUUUUUACAUGACCAACACAAAAUUAAUUUAUGAUAUUGCACGAAAAUUAUUGAAUAACGAUAAAAAUCUAAAUGAAAAACACUUAGAAUUAGUUUUAUUAUUAUUAAAAACUGUUGGAUUUUUAUUGAGAAAAGAUGAUCCACUAUCAUUAAAACUCUAUUUACAAGAGUUACGUUCAAAAUGUACUUCUAAUACGGAUAUCAAUGUUCAAUUGUCAAGUAAACGUGUUGAAUUUAUGAUGGAUAUUAUACAAGGUUUAAAAAAUAAUGAUGUAAGAAAAAUACCCGGUUAUGAUCCAGAAAGAAUAGAACGAUUACGUCGAUUAUAUCGACAAAUUAUAAAAGAAAAAACAUCAACAUUAACAAAUCAAUUAAAUGUGUCAUACAUAGAUUUUUUACAAGCUCAAACAAAUGGUAGAUGGUGGAUUGUUGGCUCAUCAUGGCAAAAACGAGAAGAUAUAAGGAAGAAGAAUGAUGUGACAACUGAGAAAGUUACGAGUAUGAGUCAUGAUGGUGAUGAAUUUAAUGAAAAAGUGUUAAUGUUAGCACAAAAACAACAUAUGAAUACAGAUGUGAGAAAGACAAUAUUUUGUACAUUAUUGACCAGUGAGGAUUGUGAUGAUGCCGUACAAAAACUUCAUAAAAUGAAUUUAUCCAAAUUUCAAGAGAGAGAAAUCAUUUAUGUCAGUGUUCAUUGUUGUUUACAAGAAAAAUCAUAUAAUCCAUAUUAUUCAUUAAUUAUACAAAAAUUUUGUGAUUUUCAUAGACGUUUUAGAAUUGCAAUUCAAUAUCAUUCAUGGGAUAAAUUUAAAGAGUUAACAGAGAUGAAUGAACAUCAAUUAGACAACUUUUCAUUACUUAUAUCGGAUUUAAUUCAAACACAGUCGUUAUAUUUAACUGUAUUCAAGAAUUUUAAUUUUAUUGAAUUAACUCGUUCUGCUCGUACAUUUCUUGUUAAAAUAUUUUAUAAUUUAUUUCUUAAAAUUGAUGAUUCAACAUUAAAAGAAAUAUUUCAAAGAGUUGCUAGUACAGAAAAAUUAUCAUUUAUGAAAGAUGCAUUCAGAUUAUUCUUAUCUCAUUUUGUAUUAAAAAAUAAUCGACCCGUUGAUGAACAAGAAAAUAAUCCAACAAUUCGUCGUCGUUGUCAAACAGCUAUUGACAUUUUAACAUCGUCGAAUAAUAUUUGA